Molecule: messenger RNA, 1443 nt
Organism: Pseudonaja textilis
Lineage: Eukaryota; Metazoa; Chordata; Lepidosauria; Squamata; Elapidae
Source: RefSeq, a predicted model, not a curated record
CAGUUCUCCUUGCCUCCUGUUUCUAUAUCCCUCUUCCAAGUGAGCCUGGCCUCAUCAGCUCUUCCGCAUGGUCUCAGCCAUCUGUUCUAUUCCCGCUGCCACUUCCUGCAGGUGGUGAAGGACAAGAGGGAUUAUUAUGCCAACCUGCAUGCUGCUUUCUAUCGGGAGGAAGAUGCCUGCAGAACCCUCCUGGAAAACAAAGAUGCCAUAGACUGGGACAAAGCCUUCCAGCUGCAAGGUCUCCAAGAUGGGCUCUAUCAGGCUGUGAAAGUCAUGGCAGAGGCUAGAAGUGUCCACAUGGAGCCCCAUUUCUACCAGGCAGUGCUGCACCCAGAUGCAGCCACACUAUGUCAGAAUGAGCUCAGAAGUGACCCCUUCCACUUGGGGACGCUCAACCCAUCUCAUGCAGCCCUACUCAAUGAUACCUAUGAAUUUGGAGGCAAUGAUCGGAGCUUGCACUACCUUAGGAGCCUGAUUGAGGACUUCCCAAAUGCUUGCCUCCUAGAUCAUAAAGGGAAGCUGGUUGCCUGGAGCUUAAGUGAUGCCCUUGGUUGUCUGACCCAUGGCUACGCUCUUUCUGAAUACCGGGGAAAGGGUCAUAUGAAAACAGUGAUGCAGGCACUAGCCAGAAAGUUGCAUGCUAAAGAUUUUGCCUUGUAUGCUAGAGUUCUGGCAGAGAACAAAAUCUCCAAGCAAUUUUUAAGCGGCCAGGGUUUUCAUCUCUUGCCUUGGACAAAGUAUAUUCUUUUUUUAAUUCCAAAUCACAUGAAAUAGCAAGGGGCAGCAUCCAGGUUUCAUUAGAUGGGGAGGUUGGAAGUUACAUUUACAGAGAUGUAAGGGACUGUGUUAGGAUAUACUGAAGUUUAAGUCGGAAAAGGGUCACAAAAAUCAGGAAUCGCUAUGAAUGAAUAACUACAUUCUAAAAUAAAAUUCUUGCAGCCUUGAAAUGGUGCAUAGCCCAUCGAUAUCCCUCGGCAUUAAUUUUACACCAUAUUUGGAUCUAGCACUUUGGCCCUAAACCACUUUUUUAUUUUAAAGAGAGCUCUUCCACCCCACCACUGCUCGUGGCCCUGUGAUCAUCUUCACUUCUGCCAAAUUCAAAAGGCUGAGAAUUAAACCAAUGAUUCCCUGCGGCAAUUACUGCUCCAACAAUUAACUAGUAGGAUAGUGUAAAGUAUGUCCUUUAAUUAGUUCCACAUGCCAAACGUCAUCUUUUAGGAUUCUGCCACCCUUAGAGGAAGAAAUAAGAUUGCCUAGUGAGAAUUAUUAUGAGAGCCACUUUGGUCUGUUGGUUAAGGUACCAGGCUAGAAAAAAAGUGGGAGAGUGUGAGGUAAAGUUCCAUCUUAGCCGCAAAAGUCAGCCUGGUGACUUUGUGCCAGUCACUGUCUCUCAAGCCAAUCCACCUCGCAGGGUUAUUAUUGUGGGGAAAAUAGGAAGAGGAA